Molecule: messenger RNA, 4251 nt
Organism: Carassius gibelio (silver crucian carp)
Lineage: Eukaryota; Metazoa; Chordata; Actinopteri; Cypriniformes; Cyprinidae
Product: inositol polyphosphate-5-phosphatase A
Exons: 16
Coding region: 1860-2906 (348 amino acids)
Biological process (GO): phosphatidylinositol dephosphorylation
Molecular function (GO): inositol-polyphosphate 5-phosphatase activity
Source: RefSeq, a predicted model, not a curated record
UUAAUAAUGUAGUAAUAUAUUUAUUAUAGUGAACCAAAACUCAAACUGAAACUAAAGUUAAAACCAUUAAAAAAUUCUUAACUAAAUUUUUUUUCAAUUCGUUUAACUUGAUUGCAGAAAAUUAACUCAUAAAAUGCACAUAAUUACAAUUAAUUAUAAUUAUGAUUAUUUAUAUCAGCUGCCAGUUAAUAUUACAAUCAACUAAUCUGUUAAUAAAUGAUAACGUCAUGUCCCUUUAUGCUCUGAAUCAAUGUAACAAGAAAUGCUGAAUAAUAAAUGUAUCUAUUUUUGUAUAUUAUUGUUAAUUUUUGUAAUAGUUUUAACUCUUAACAUACAGUAACGCACAAUCUGACAGGGUUCUCUAAAUAUUUGACAUUUAAUGAAGUUUUGGAUCGAAUCAUGAGAUCUGUGUCUUGUAACUGUACAACAGUGAUUCCCCAUGAGAGAUCCCAGCAGCCAAUCAGAGACGAGCAUCUGUGGAGACCCCCCCACUCUCUCUCUCUCUCUCUGUCAGUCAGUCAGUAUUUUUUGUCCCAAGUCUCUCUAGACUCUCUGUCCUGGUUUAUCCGUCUCUGAUCUCCAGCUCUGACAUGUUCCUCGAUGUUCCCCGAGGUCUGAUCGCUGGUGUGUUGUUCUCUGAUCCUUCUGUCAGUGUGUGUGAUGUUUGUUGAAGGCUCCUGUCUCCGGAGUGUGUUCUGCAAACAUUCAGACGCCGUUUGUCCAAGGUUGGCCUCUGUUUGCCGUGAUGCUCCUCUGCUCUUCAGGAGAUGCGGGAGGUUCCACUGUAUUUGCUCAUGAAUAUGUGAUGAUGAUGAUGAUGAUUACAGUGUUGCGCUCGAGACGUGGAUCUCUCUGAACCUCUAAUAUAAGCUUGACCUGUAUGUAGACAUGUGUUUCUCUGGUAAUCAGUUUGAUCUGUAGUUAGAAUAAUGAGUGGAUCUGAAACUCUCUUUUUCUCUCUGAAAGCAGCGCUCGCUGUUCUUCUGCUCGUGGUCUCGCUCUGCUUUUAAAGGCAUGUUCUCACGGCGCUCCUGAAGUACGCGUGUCUGAAUCCCGGGAGGCAGUGUAAACCAGGCCGGAUCAGCAGGCCUCCAGUGGAUUUCUCCUCGAAUUAACUGCAAAUUAACUUUGAUAAGCGGGUGUUUUUAGCUGUGGCUCUGGAGCUGAUUUCACUGGAGGUCACGGCUCAGAUCUGAUGAUGAACCCACAGUGACCUGAGACUCUUCAGGACCGUCCCAUCAUUACUGAUGCGUGUGUGUGUGUGUGUGUGUGUGUGUGUGUGUGUGUGUGACUGCAGGCCAUAUUUAGUGCAGUGUUUCCCUCGGUGACUGUAAUGUCAGGGUUCAGCGUGUGUGUCCUUAUAUAGUGUUGUGCGGUGGAUAAAGUCACUCUGUGUGUGUGUGUGUGUGUGUGUGUGUGUGUGUGAGAGAGAGAUAUCUAAUGUCUGAAAUCAUGCAGACUGAUGCUCUCAAACACCUGGAUUUAUUCUCACCACAAACGUGAGGUUUCCAGCAGAGUAUCGAUUGUUCUGCUAGUUCUGAGUUGUUGUAAUAUCUGUUUAUUCAUGAAUUAUUCAUGCUUUAAUCCCGUCACUGCAUGCUGUUAUCAGACACACUGCUCAUGUGGAGUUGAAGGAAUGGUUCACCCAAAAAUCAUCAUUUAUUCAAGUCAUGAAGUCAUCAUUUAUUCACCAAACCCAGAAGUUUAACUGAUAAACUGUAAAUGUUCUCCUUGAACUCAAUCCGGAGAACCUACAGAAGACGUGGCUGCGGGAGUUUUGUCAGACGGUCCAGACGCACCGGCCGCUCUUCCUCGCUCUUCACUGUCAGGAGGUCGGAGGCAAGAACUGCAAGGCGUCGAUGACACACGUGGACAGCUUCAUCAAAGAGCUGCUGUCCAGUGAAGCCUUGAAGGACUUCAGCCGUGCUCGUGUCUACCUCGACAAGAACUACGAAUCCCAGGAGCAGUUCACAGCUCUGGGAUGUUGCUACUUCAUCCACGAAUCCUUGAAAAACAUCCAGCAGUUUGAUUUCAAAGCCAAGAAGUUCAGGAAGGUGGUCGGGAAGGAGGUGUGUUCGGACGCUCUUCCAAACGCAGCCUCGCUGGAGAAAGAGAAGUUUCCUCAGGACUACUUCCCUGAGUGUAAAUGGUCCAGAAAAGGCUUCAUCCGAACCCGAUGGGCGCUGGCUGACUGUGCCUUUGACCUGGUGAACAUCCACCUGUUCCACGACGCGUCUAACCUGGUGGCGUGGGAGAAGAGUCCGUCCGUGUACUCGGGGACGAGGCAGAAAGCGCUGAGCUUCGUGCUGGACAGGAUCACGGAUCAGCGCUUCGAGCGGCUGCCCUACUUCAUCUUCGGAGACUUCAACUUCAGGCUGGACUCCAAGCUGGUCAUCGAGAGACUGUGCUCGAUGGCCAGCAUGCAGACGGUCAGAUCCACUGACACCAAUGAAGUGGACAAACUCAUCUUCAGAGAGUCAGACAAUGACCACAAGGUUGUCCUCCAGCUGGAGAAGAAGUUAUUCAGCUACAUUAAUCAGGAAGUUUUCCGGGAAAACAAUGGAACGCAGCUCUUAGAGUUCGACAGAGAGCUGUCUGUGUUUAAGGAGCGUCUGCAGGAGCUGGACAUCUCCUUUCCUCCGAGUUAUCCGUACAGUGAAGACUCCAGUCAGGGAAAGCAGUACAUGAACACUCGAUGUCCAGCCUGGUGUGACCGCAUCCUCAUGUCCUCCUCGGCCAGGGACCUGCUCCUCAAGCCGGAGAACGAGGAGAAAUCAAUAACUUAUGACACCAUCGGACCCAGCGUGUGUAUGGGGGACCACAAGCCGGUCUUCUUGUUCUUUCGGUUGAACACAGCAGCAGCUAAACUUCACGCUAACAAACACACGUGUUGUGUCCUGCAGUGAUCUGCAGGAAAAUGGUGCCAAAGGGUGGAGAAGAUUUCAUGAAAAGCGUCCCUGUGAGAAGCUCCGACACGGGUGGAUGGACACACACACACACACACACACACACACACACAGAGGACCCUGUAAAGACUUUUCAGCAGGACUGACCAGUCACAUUUGUCCGGUGCAUGCAGUCAUGUCUAUAGAAACCACACACUGAGUUCAUGAAUGCUUCACGAGUCGAGACCAUGGACACACACACACACACACACACACACACACACACACACACACGCUGCAUCUCCACUAAAUCAGAUGUUCUUCUGACGUCUGUCAGCCUUGUUUCUCAGACUCUAUCAGAAACACUCCCUGUGGAUUUUAGAUGCGUCUCAUAUUCAGUGUGUAAGAUAUUUUAAAAGUGCAAUGAAAGCCAGUUGUUGUAUUUCUCUGCGGUUAGGUUUAUUUCUAGAAUAGAUUCUGUUCAAGCCUUUAGAUGAUUUCCUUUCUCUCUUGAUUUGUCGUGCUGCAGACAACCGCCGACUCUUUUAUAUACCGUACUUUUUAAAGAGAUGAUUUAUAAUGCGUACCAAAAUUAUUAUAAGCUGACAUAUUGAUACGAACGGCUGCUUCGGAUCGUUAUAAAGAAACGACUAAAUCUGCAUCAUCAUGAGAAGAACAUGCCAUGAUUUAUAUACAGUUAGCCAAUUCAUUUUUCGUUUUUUGUUUUUUUUAAGAAGUGCCAUAAAUCAUGCAAGUAUAUAAGAUAGUUUUUGCUCGGUUCUUACAGUGCUGUUCUUAUUCUAACUUAUUUCUAAUAAUGUUAUGGUUGAAUGUGAUGUUUUAUAGGCCUGGGUAUCUUAAAUAGCUGUAUCCUUUCCUCCUUUGUUCUUUCAUAUGAUUUCUUGUUAUUAUAUUAUUGUGUGCCAACUAUUGAGAUGCGAUGGCAUCGUGCAGAACCACUCAGAUCAAGGACAGGAGUCUACACUACACUCCACGAUCCGUUACUGAUUCUUCAUCUCUGAAUCUGUUGCUUGUUAAGUGUUUUCCAGCAGCUCAGAGAUAGGAGUCACUCUUGUGUUGAAGCAGAUCGCGAUUAGACCUCGUGGAUGACGAGACCUCCGAAAGCAAUAAACCCAUUAGAACUCACAGAACGAGUGAAAGAGUGAAGCAGUGCCUCUGUGUCAUCAGUCAAGCACAUCAGAUUCACUAAACAUGCUUUUGGUGGUCCCUGAAAAAAAAAAAAAAUCAACUAUAUUUAUGAUAUUGUGUGUUCAUUUGAUCAAGCUAUUUAUAAAAAUCAUUAUGUAACUGAAUAUAUCUUUUGUCAUUGCUGAAUAUAUUUGAAAUACACAUCAUUGACAGGAAA